Metarhizium robertsii ARSEF 23 is the source of this 1611-nucleotide messenger RNA. Its product is annotated as Tyrosine-protein kinase, active site protein. Gene Ontology annotation, biological process: protein phosphorylation. The transcript is spliced from 2 exons. NCBI's taxonomy places the organism in Eukaryota, Fungi, Ascomycota, Sordariomycetes, Hypocreales, Clavicipitaceae. Gene Ontology annotation, molecular function: protein kinase activity; ATP binding. The record is from RefSeq and is a predicted model, not a curated record. Bases 1 to 1611 code for a protein of 536 amino acids.
AUGUCGUCCAUCACCCCUCCUCACGCGCCAACCGAGGCCGCCCUCGAGUCUCUCCGGGAUGAGUUGAAAGGCAACAUGUUGCCAAACGUCCAUGGCUUCUUUGCCAAGUAUUUCGAGGGAAAGUCGUGGUCCACGGUGACGCAGAACAAAUUCCAAGAAACGACGUCGGCCAACAUGGUUGGCAAGUUGUCUGCCCGUGUCCCUGACCUUGCUCACUUGGACGUGCUGGUGGAAUGGCUUGCCGAAUUCCAGACGCUGUUUUUCGGCGUCGACCAAGCCAACUUGCGCUUCUGCAGCCAGCCGCUCAGCAACACGAGUAGCACGCCCAAGACCGCCAUCUACCUCGAGACAUCUGAUGUCCAGUCCGCCGCAGGCAGCAUCCGAGUGUUUGGUGAAUUCCAUCUGGACAGCGCCCCCGUCACGGCUGAUGACGACGACGACAUUCUGCGCUUCUGCUUCUGCGGCCCGGCACGUGUUCAAGGCCCAGUCGGCUCGAUGCUUUGUCCACGGAAACCGGAUCUGCUGGUGCGCGCCCUGGCCGGCUACACCUUGAUGACGGACGAGGAAGCGGGCUUCAACACCUUUGUAAAGCGCCGUACCCCUGAGUCGGACAGCUACGUCACAUUUCAUCAGAGCCACACGUUCCGCCUUCGGCCAGAGUUGAUGGCAACAGCCGACUACAUAGUCGGGCCCGGAACGACGUGCUAUGCGGCCUCGACACAGACAGCCGGGGAACCAGACACCGUCAUCAAGUUUUCUUGGCGAGAGGAUCAAGAACCCACCGAGGUCCGUCUGCUGAAGCUGGCGCAUGAGCGCAACGCCUGGGGUGUCAUCCAGCUCCUAGAUCAUCAGGACCUCGUGAGCGUGGCCCAUCUUCGCCAGGAGAUGGGCUUUCCUCGGCCGUUUGCCAACCGGAUAUUGUCCUGCGUCGCAACCACCCCCCUGGGCCGUCCGAUCCGACAGUUCGCAUCGAUUCCCGAACUGUUGGAGGCCCUGCGCGACCUUGUCCGGGCUCUUCGCUCUCUCUACGUCAAGGCGAGGAUUCUCCAUCGCGAUGUCGCCAUCAAGAAUUUAAUCAUUGCCCCGCACCGCAGCGCCGACGGCCCAAAGGGUGUCUUGCUUGAUUUCAACUUUGCCCUGGAUCUCGACAAUGUCCGUCCUGUGGAGCCCAUGGUCGGAUCAGAUGGCUUCAUGGCCAUUGGUAUUCUCUCCGGACAGCGGCACACGUAUCGGCACGACUUGGAGUCCCUGUUCUACGUGUUUCUCUGGAUCGCUAUUGCCAACGACGGUGUGCACGACGAGGCGAAUGACAUACUCGAGGAUAUGCCAAAGACGUCACGGCUGUGGAAAUGGUGCAGCAUGGACUUUGGUGCUGUUGGGCGGGACAAGGCCGCCGACAUGAGCCCCGAGGGCUUUGAAGGAAUUCUAGACGAGUUUUGCUCCGAUUUUGCUCCUCUCCGAGGUUUGGCCAGGGAAUUGCACGCGCUGCUGUUCCCCGUGCGUCAGGGCAAGAUUUUCACGGGUACCGACACGGACCCGGUGGCUGUUGAGAGGCUCCAUGAUGGGAUGGCGGAUGCGUUCAACCGGAGUGCCCUGGCGUUCCAGGGUUGA